Messenger RNA from Endocarpon pusillum Z07020, 309 nucleotides. RefSeq lists its product as uncharacterized. The record is from RefSeq and is a predicted model, not a curated record. Lineage: Eukaryota; Fungi; Ascomycota; Eurotiomycetes; Verrucariales; Verrucariaceae. Bases 1 to 309 code for a protein of 102 amino acids. The transcript has a single exon.
AUGCCGAGCGUCCAAGAGGAAGGUAUGCCGGCGGAUUUGGCGUCACAUUAUAAGAGGAGCUUGACGGCGCAUAAUGGCUGCUUUGAUGUUGCUGAGGCCCCCCAGUGGAGGAAUAAUAACCACUUUGCGAAUGGUAAGCUGAAGUUACUGGAGGCAUCAUAUAUGCACUUGGUGGAUAAGCGGCCUGUGAUGAACCCAUACUCUGCGACGAAGCUGUGUGGAAUUCCUGCUGAGCCGCGUACGCAAGAAGCGCUUCUGGGCGACCACUACUUUGCACCCGAGAAGUCGGCGGACGGCUGUGCCGGAUAG